ACCUCAAUUUUCAAAAUUCACAACUGUAGAUAAAUAUCCUGUAUAUAUUCAAUAUGAAGUUUUUAUCGGAAUUAAGGACGUGCUAUGGCGGUGCAACCAUCAAGACGGUGAUGGAUGGGCUACCGCCGGUGGAGAAAAAGGAGUCGGAGCAAGUAAAUCGAUCGGGGAAUAAACGCGUGGUUUCUCGGGGAAGGAAAUUAAGGAAAACGGAGAAUUGGAAACCGGCGCUCCACGUCAUCUCCGAGGACAAAGCGAUCGCCGACGUUGAUCGGUACAGUUGCGAUAAAACUACGGUUGGAAAUUCCGGGAAUAAAAGAGCGUUAAAAGAUGACGGUAGAUCUGGUAGAGCACGGAAGAGGUUCGGCGAUGGUUACUGGAAAAUGUCGUACGCCGUUGCGAUGCCUGCUUUCUCAGGAAUGCUUUUUUAGUGUUGAGCUGUGUUUGUCUUGUCCUUGUAAAUAAUUAGAUUUUAGAUUUUUGUUCACCUCUAUGGAAAUUUAACAAAAGCAAAAAUAUAUGCCUUUUAAUUUCUUUGUAUAUAUAUUGUAAAUAAAAAAAAUGAUGUUCAAGUUAAUUGAUAUUUGGUUUUGUAAUUUUAUACAAAUUUAUUUUUGAUUUUA
Solanum tuberosum (potato) is the source of this 620-nucleotide messenger RNA. RefSeq lists its product as uncharacterized. The transcript has 2 exons. The coding region runs from base 54 to 428 and encodes 124 amino acids. NCBI's taxonomy places the organism in Eukaryota, Viridiplantae, Streptophyta, Magnoliopsida, Solanales, Solanaceae. The record is from RefSeq and is a predicted model, not a curated record.